UGACGUCUCCUGUGAACAGACGCACGGCAACAUAGAAUCUAUUUGUUAAACUGUCGACUAUAGCAACGGCAAAGUUACUGAUAGAAAGAAAACUGUGAUUCCGGUCUCGCAAUACGAGAUCCGACGACCGACUAAUACAGUAAGAUCCAAGAUACAAACGGUAAAGUUUUCUGAUGAAGUAUCGCAGAAAACAGGGUUUUUUUUAUCAGUAUUUAUAGAAGAAUAGUAACCAGGGUAACUUAGAGAUAAAAUCGAAAACAACUUGGUGAACUGACAUCAGUAACACAACAUUGUGUCAUGUAUUGUCCUUGAAAUAACAUGUCAGGAAACACCAAAAUGAAUAGUCGUCUCAAAAAUAUGUGGCUCCCUUGUUUUUGCAUUUCGAAAGUUUCUCACCGCAGAGAGACAUAUGAAUUUCGUCAAUCUAUUGUAAAUAUUUUCGUAUCCUGAGAUAGCAUCGCAGUGCGGGGCAAACUGAUGUCACCAAGUCCUUAUGUGAUAUUCGAUUCAAAGGUAUUUGAACAGCGAACCGUCCUAUCUCAUGAGCGACCGUCUUCUUUGUCAUUGUGAGCACAGAGAGAAACAAAGCCUCUUACAGGACGCCAAGUCUUGCUCCUCUUUUAAUCCCAUGAUUUGCUUGUUUUACUCUUCUGAGUGAUAAUGUUGUCGCGUGCAAACGAGAAUAUAAGAGCGUCGAAGUCCCGGUGGAAGUAUUGACCGGUUUUCAUAGGUUAGAAACAGGACUGUUUUGUUUACUGUUGCCCCGUUUCUCACACUUAUCCUACUUAAUGUUAUUAACCCAAUACAAGAGCCAAUACUGAAGGGGAACGAUAAGGACUCGCGGCCCCUUUAUUGCGUGUUUGUAUGAGAACUUUGAAAGGGAACACGAAAUCUCGGUGCACACAUCCAGGGAAGUUAAAAGAGGCCUCUCCCGUGUAAGGACCUAUAAGGAGGCAGAAUUUAAAGCGAUUCCAAAUGCAAUAGUGUAUUAAAUUAAGCGUUUUGAAACUGGACGUGAUUCAAGAGCGCAGUCAGUUUAGUAUGGCUCUCGACACUAGAUGUAAAAUCUCUCGAGUUACGACAAUUGUGGUGGUGGCCCACGGGUGCAAUACGAACUGAUAUAUCUGUACCAGCAAAUAUAUAUGUAUUCAAAUUUACAAAGCACGUCGAAAUCAAAACAAGUCAAUUUAAAAUGGGUGCUAAUAUAUAUCACACUAAAAAUAUAUGUGGCAUAUUUAAGGCCGAUGCAAGUAUACUGCUAUUCUCAGUCAUUCAAUUCUAUCGAGCUCACCUCAGUUAUUCCCCAAUCGUAAAUUCGUUCGAGGUCUCUUCGCUUCAAAAGAAGAUUGUUACUUCUAGGGUGUCGCUACUAUCUGUCGAUAUCUGGGUUUUGCUUUCUACUGUGGAUUUUUACCAUUGGUUUCGGAACUUUACUUUACGUUUCGCUGUCUCUCUUCCUAUCGUGCUCGACAAGCUAGCGGACAUUCUACUGAACUGUACUUCACUCCUUGCAUUCCAGAGUAGUCGUAACAGAAAAAGCUCAAACAUGGCGGAUAUUAACAUUGUUGGAGUGGUGGCGAUUGUUGUGUUUUAUAUGUUAAUCCUUGGCGUUGGUCUCUGGGCUGCAUGGCGACGAAAGGAAGGCGAAGAAGAAGCCAUGUUAGCUGGCAGGAGUAUUGGAAUGGUGGUUGGAACAUUCACUUUGACCGCAACCUGGGUUGGUGGAGGAUACAUCAAUGGUACUGCAGAAGUCCUUUACGACAAAACCCAAGGUCUUGUCUGGUGCCAAGCACCUUGGGGUUAUGCACUCAGUCUGGCGUUAGGAGGACUGCUCUUUGCAAAGACCAUGCGUGAAAGAGAGUACGUGACAAUGCUGGACCCUUUCCAGGAAAAGUACGGUGCACGUAUGGGUGGACUGUUAUACCUUCCCGCUUUGAUGGGCGAGAUAUUUUGGUCUGGGGCCAUCUUAUCAGCUCUCGGCGCCACCGUCAGCGUCGUCAUCGGCUUGGAUCGUUUCACUUCUGUCAUUGUUUCGGCGUGUAUCGCUAUUUUUUAUACGCUGUUAGGAGGGCUCUACUCUGUGGCUUACACCGAUGUUAUCCAGCUCAUCUGCAUCUUCGUUGGACUGUGGCUCAGUAUACCAUUCGCCAUGACGAAUUCAGCAGUGACCAGCAUCUCCAAAGAUUCUGGUGAUUGGAUUGGAGAGGUGCCCACUCCGAAACUUGGAGUUUGGCUGGAUUAUGCAAUGUUGCUGAUAUGCGGUGGUAUGCCAUGGCAAGUGUAUUUUCAGCGCGUGCUAUCAUGUAAGACACCAAAUAAGGCCCGGGUACUGUCUUUCUUCGCCUCGUUUGGAUGCAUGUUCAUGGCGGUCCCAGCAAUUCUCAUUGGGGCCAUCGGUGCCUCCACAGAUUGGACCCAAACUGACUUCUAUAAGCCACCCGGUGGUAACAAUACUAACCAGACGGCUUCUGUUGACUUCGACAACACACUGAUCCUUCCCAUGGUGCUUCAGUACCUCACACCAACCGCUGUGUCGUUUGUGGGACUGGGCGCGGUGUCUGCCGCUGUCAUGUCUUCCGCAGACUCCAGUUUCCUCUCGGCCAGCACCAUGUUUGCUCAUAACGUUUACAAACUCAUCUUUCGUCAAAAGGCUUCGGAGAAGGAAGUUGUGUGGGUGAUGCGUUUGGCCAUAUUUGGAGCAGGCGCGGCUGCCACAGCAAUGGCUCUGACGGUUGGCUCCAUUUAUGUUUUGUUCCACCUGUGCAGUGACCUGGUAUAUGUGAUACUAUUCCCACAGCUGUGUUGUGUUAUCUAUCUUAAAGGCGCCAACACCUACGGCUCCAUCAUGGGUUAUAUACUGGGGCUAGUGCUCCGCGUGGGGGGAGGGGAGGACAAGAUUGGUUUCCCUUCGUUCAUUAAAUACCCGUUUUACGACGAGGUGAAGGGUCAGCUGUUUCCCUUCCGCACCCUAUCCAUGAUAGUAUCAUUUGUCACUAUUGUGGUUGUAUCGUACUUGAUGAAGUUUUUGUUUGAGAGGGAAAUUAUACCAUUGAAGUAUGAUUUCCUGAACUGCUUCAAGAAAUACGACUUCGGCAAACCGUUGGCUGAUGAGAAAGGCCAGCCGAAAUACACCAUGAAAGAAAAAGGAGAUAACAACAAGAGUUUUGAGGCAAAUGAGGAGUGUGACACUAAGACAUAAAGAAAUAUAUACUAUAGAACAAAGAAUAUAGAAUACACUAAAUCCUCUAUUAAGCCCUAACUUCAUCUUUAGUAAGCUCUCUUUUGUUAUGGGAACCUCCUUGCUUGGUAUAAGUCCCUCUCCACCGGUCGAGCUUUUAUUUGAAAACCAAACCAAAAAAAGACCGUUUGAUUAAUGGUACAUUUUUACCAUAUCAACCUAGACACAAAUUCACAAUGUGUAUUCGCAAGAUUUUACGUGCCUGUUCUUGGGUUAAAAAAGAGAUGACUGUAACACUUUGUUUAUCAAUGCAUCAUGCAAAUGAGAGUGCUAAGCGGAUAACUUCGUUUUACAUGAAUACAUCACUUGCAGGCUUAAUAAAGGACUUAGGGUAUAUGGCAGGAUAUAGAAUUCUAAAUGCGAACAAUGUAGAAUGUAUGUGGUAUAGAAUAUAGUGUGUAUAGAGAAUAGAGCAUCAGUUCAGUGUGUAGAUUUUAUAACGUAGAAUAGAUAUAGGAUAGUCUCAUGAUAUAGAAUAGUCUCAUGAUAAGAGUUAAGUUCGGAAUAACGAGCGCAUUGGUUAGUUAGGUGUGUGAACACAUUUAUGAAGUCACGUUACUUUUGUCGACCUUAAAAUACCUGGAAACUUACUCCACAGGAGGAAAAUGCAAAGGUAUUUCUUGCUUGCCCAAACAGAGACCAAAGUACAUCCGAAAAAAGAUUUUCUCUUUGUCUACCGGACGUGUAGACUACGAGUAGUCCCUCUUUCGCUUAGUCCGUCGUGCGUGACGCGAAAGAAAACCGC
Molecule: messenger RNA, 3983 nt
Organism: Orbicella faveolata
Lineage: Eukaryota; Metazoa; Cnidaria; Anthozoa; Scleractinia; Merulinidae
Product: high-affinity choline transporter 1-like
Biological process (GO): choline transport; acetylcholine biosynthetic process; transmembrane transport
Cellular component (GO): plasma membrane
Molecular function (GO): choline:sodium symporter activity
Source: RefSeq, a predicted model, not a curated record